CACCUUAUCCAGCCAGGAAUGGAUUGCGGGCAAAGAGGUUUGGUUAGGAAAGCACCCACGCGUGUGCGCCACAUAAUUCCAACCGUUAAAUUUUCCCUUCUCUCACAACCAACCAACCAACCAACCAACCGCCAUUUCCCUUCUUCUUCUUCUUGUACCUUUUAGUAAAGUACUGCUACUCCAUUUCACUUGUCAUGUAAAAAUCAAAGCCACCGAAAGCAACGAUAGCGGAGGUUGGCUAUCCAUGUUAUCUCUUCCUAAUUUCACCGGUGGCACCACCGCUCUGUCAUCUCCACGUUCGUUGGCGCCACCUCGCUCUCGCCAUUCGGUGUUUAAGAAGGUUACUGUUCCCUCCAGAUAUCCUUGCUGCUGCUCUUCUUUGAGACUUCAGGAAUUAUCAAUUCAGGAGCCUUUAGAAGAAUCGAGAGAGAUCUUUAGAUUACAAACACAGAAUGAUGAAGAUGAUCCUGUUCCAAGAGACCAAGAAGAAGAGAGAGGGAUUUCUAAAAUACAAGUGAGCAGGGAGAAAUACAUACCCGUUUCCAAGGCAGAGCUUUUGGAUGCUGUUUUAUUGAAGUUAUUCGACUCUCAAGAUGAUGAUGCUAAUCAGUUCCUUCUUCUUUCUUCGUGUUUGGACUCUAUUCUACACGCAGAACACAAAAGUAUUUUAGAGGAAAUGAGGACAGAUUACUCACUUACUCAUUCCAUUGAUGAUGAAGCGACAAGUGAUGAGAAAUCAGGUAGUUCAGAUGGAAGAGAGGAGGCUGACAGGGAAAAUCCUGGCUCAGUUAGCAAUAAGAUCAAUGGAAACGGGAGCGUGGGGAAAUUAGAAGAGGAGACUGAAGUUGAUAGACCAUUGCAUUUUGAUUAUGGUCUAGACUUGAGAAACUUUUUAAGCUCUCCAGUAACAAACGACAAGAGAUGUUCUAAUGGAGAGUGCAGACUUGCUGUUGCCACCCGCUUCCAGCGUUCUUUUAUGCAACUUCUUAAUAAUGCUCAGUUUCAAGAACUAUCAGCUGGGGAUUUGAUGCUGACAUCUGCCUUGAACUCAGAUUACCUCCUUACUUUGCCAGUAUACGUGGACUGGAAGAAAGCAUCUGAAUCCAAUGCAAUAAUCUUCAGGAGGGGCUAUGCAACUGAGAGGCAGAAAGGUCUGCUUAUUGUUGAAAAGUUGGAUUACGUUCAGUCCAGGCUUCUGCAGGGUAUUUUCUUCCUUAUAUCAAAACCAGUGGGGAAAGUUGGCAUAUGGAUAAAAGAGGCUAUUAGAAAUGCUUUUGAGAGCCAUGAAGUACAAGAUUGGAUUAAGAAAAUGACACCUUGGCUUGAGCAACUGUCACUUUUUCAGCAAUCGUAUUUUAGUAAUGAACAAGCUUCUGAUAAUCCACCGGAGAUUGACCAACUAUCAGAUACUGAACUUCCAAUUUGGCUAGCAGCACAGAGGGCAGUAAGUCGGUAUGAAGGUUUUCUGUCACCUGUUGGACCCCGUGGAAGGCUCUUCAGGAAGUUACUCACAUGGAUUGGAUUUCUACCUCCUUUGCCGGAAAAGCCAUUUGAACUUGACAGUUAUAGUAAUGCUUCUGAACCUCGUUUAAGGCCGAUUUUCUUAUCAAGGAUAUCACUUAGUGAUAUAUGGAGACCUGCUACAAGAAAAUACUGCAGAAACAAUAUUUGGAAAAUGCUAAAGACUUCCUUUUCCAUACUACUUUCUCAGUCAGCCCUCCAGGAACCUGCAUUUCAAGAAUUAAUUUUGCUUUAUACCACGGAAACAAGUGAUAGCAAUCCUAAAGAUAAAGCUGAGGUUCCAGCAUUGGAGCUAAAGAUCUAUGAAAGAAUUCCCAUUCCUGAUUUACCGGUCGUUUUUCCACACAAAAAGCUGUCUUUCCGUAUCAUUGACACGGUACGCUUGGAUGCAGCUACGAUAUUGGGACUUUUGGCAUACUUCAUAAACUACAAAUUUGAGAUCUUAUCUUCCCCAUCGGCAAUAUUUCUUGAUGUAGUUGCUAUCACUGCUCUGAUAAUAUAUGUGACUCGUGUGGCUUUGGGUUACAAACAGACAUGGGAUAGAUAUCAACUGCUGGUUAACAAAACGCUUUAUGAGAAAACACUGGCAAGUGGCUUUGGCUCGGUUCAUUUUCUUCUCGAUGCUUCUGAACAGCAGCAAUAUAAGGAAGCCAUAUUGGCAUAUGCGAUCCUGCUUAAAGAAACAAAUGGACAGGUCGCUUGUCACCGAAGUGUUGGAGAUGAAUGUGAGAGAUUUCUGUACGAUGUGUUUAAAGUAAAGGUUGAAAUGCCAGUUGAAGAAGCAAUGAAUACUUUGAUUAGGCUAGGCCUUGUUAUAGAAACACCCAUUGAUGGAAGAGGAACCAGGUUGCAGGCUGUUCCUUGUGAAAAGGCCCAUGAGAUUCUUAAAGAACGCUGGAAUAGUUUGCUUUGUUAGUUAUAGUGAAGUCAAAUACAAGGUUUCAUUUUGAUUAGAGUACUUACUACACCUGGAUAAUUGUUGGAGAUUAUCCGUUAAAGCCAUUGUACACUUCAACAGGUAGUUUAUAGGCAGUUACAGGGCCUUUUCUUCUUC
Populus nigra (black poplar) is the source of this 2575-nucleotide messenger RNA. RefSeq lists its product as uncharacterized. The record is from RefSeq and is a predicted model, not a curated record. The transcript has 14 exons. Lineage: Eukaryota; Viridiplantae; Streptophyta; Magnoliopsida; Malpighiales; Salicaceae. Bases 245 to 2437 code for a protein of 730 amino acids.